AGUGUGUGUAUAAGCGAGUGAAGCAAGAAAAGUUAGCUAGCUAGGGUUUUAGCAGUCAUCGAGUUUUGGGAGGGGUUUUAGGAAUUUCCGAAUCUGAUUUACAAUUCUCCCCUCUCUCUUCGAUUCCUAACAAUGGCGUCUCCGAUUCCUCCUCCCACCGGCGACACCAAGGUCGACGACAAAGUCGAUUACUUCAACCUUCCUUGUCCCAUUCCAUUCGAAGAGCUCCACCGUGAAGCUAUGAUGUCUUUGAAACCAGAUCUUUUUGAAGGUAUGCGUUUUGAUUUCACCAAAAUGCUCAAUCAGAAGUUCUCUCUCAAUCACAGUGUGUCGAUGGGACCUACUGAGGUUCCUUCUCAGUCCACGGAAACUAUUAAAAUUCCAACUGCUAACUAUGAGUUUGGUGCAACCUUCAUUGACCACCCUAAGUUGUUGCUUUGGGGGAGAGCGAUGACCGAUGGCAGACUGAAUGCAAGAGUCAAGUGUGACGUAUCUGAGAAUCUCACUUUUAAAGCCAAUGCUCAGCUAACAAGUGAGCCACAUAUGUCGCAUGGGAUGGGCAACUUUGAUUACAAGGGAAAGGAUUAUAGGACACAGUUUCAAUUUGGGAAUGGGGCCUUGCUAGGGGCAAGUUAUAUUCAGAGUGUGACAAAUCAUUUAUCAUUGGGUGGGGAGGUAUUUUGGGCUGGUCAGCAUCGGAAGUCUGGUAUUGGUUAUGCUGCUCGUUACAACACUGAUAAAAUGGUUGCCACAGGACAAGUUGCCAGCACUGGAAUGGUUCUUCUAAGCUAUGUUCAGAAGGUAUCUGAGAAGGUUUCUCUAGCUUCUGAGUUAAUGUGUAACUACUUGUCAAGAGAUGUUACUGCUAGCUUUGGUUAUGACUACAUCCUAAGACAGUGCCGCCUUAGGGGAAAGGUUGAUUCCAAUGGCGUUGUUGCUGCGUUUUUGGAGGAGCGGUUAAACAUGGGUCUGAAUUUCAUUCUUUCUGCAGAGCUUGAUCACAAGAAAAAAGACUACAAAUUUGGGUUUGGUUUGACCGUUGGAGAAUAAAUAGCACUGACUAGAGCUGUAUUUCCAUUGCCUUAGCCAGCCUAGCCUAGCAAGCUUUCUUGCUUCUUUACUUGUUGGAGAUUUGUCUUUUUGAAAAGAGAAAACAAAGGAAUAUAAAUUGUGUCGGCAAACUACAUUUGUUAUCCGCAAGUUGGCCCCAAAAAACUUAAAAUUUAUUUGGAACUCUUGCCCUGUUUUCCCUUGAGGGGGAUGUAGAGUGAUGGUAGCAGAUCAAUGCAUAUUAUGAUAUUCAUUUUCAAUAUCCUGGUGUUAUGCUAAAAUAUCUAUCGAUUUCUUAGACUUCUAAUAAUCUAUGUAACCUCUGCAGCAAGACGAUAAUUUGGUGAUAUGUUAACGGUUUGUAUGUUUUCACAAUCAUGGAAGACUUGUUGGAGGAGUCUUUUAUGUAAAGGAUUGAUCAAGUUAAAUAAACGAUAGUAGUAAUUAUAUUGUUGGCU
Molecule: messenger RNA, 1508 nt
Organism: Cicer arietinum (chickpea)
Lineage: Eukaryota; Viridiplantae; Streptophyta; Magnoliopsida; Fabales; Fabaceae
Product: mitochondrial import receptor subunit TOM40-1-like
Biological process (GO): protein import into mitochondrial matrix
Cellular component (GO): mitochondrial outer membrane
Molecular function (GO): transmembrane protein transporter activity
Source: RefSeq, a predicted model, not a curated record